AGUUAAUUGCUGCACCGGGGUGUUCCAAUUAUGGGCUUUACUUGUGCUGCAUGACAGCCACUGUAACACUAACACCAAAAUUACAGCCUGGGAGGGAGAGGUGGAAAAAAUCUCCUGCUGGGGAAGGGGCAGCACUGGGGUUCUUGGGUAUAAAAAGUGAACUGAGAGCACAUUUACAGACAUUUUCCAGAGGAGAAGAGCUGGAGUUACUCCACAACCUCUCCCAGGCAGCAGGUAAUGUGCUGGACCAACAUCCCUCACUCCCUUUUUAUUUAUCCGGUGCUUACAGAUGCUCCUAUUAAAAAAAAAAAAAAAAAAGGAUUACAAGAGACUGCAAAGGGCAGUUUUUAUGGAGCAGGGACAUCAGAGCAGAAGCCAGCUGAACACAUCUGCCAAACACCACCAGGGAACUCAACCUUUGAGCUCCACACACGCCUGGAACUCAGCAAUCCUAAUUUAGAUCCGCAUCCCAAUCUUUCAGAUGCCCAAUCUCUUUCAAGUGAGCUAAUCCACACUUGGAGAGGCUUCAAAUCCAGCUGGGGCUCCUACCCAGGAGGUGCAGAUCAGAACUGGAGCGGGCACAGGGUGGGAUUUUUGGGGUGCCUGAGCUGGAAUUCCACGAUCCCAGUGAUUCCCUUGCAGCUGAGCACAUCCCACAAUUCUGUGACUCAGAAAUGCCUCGUUCCCAUCCCUCCCCAAGGUGCACGUGGAGCUGCAAUGUUUUCUGACCAGACAGGUGGGGUUUUUAUUUUUUUUUUUUUUUUUUUUUUUUUUUUUUUUUUUGUCUCUGCCAGGAUGGAGCAGUCCAGGAGGAUGGUGGCCAGUGUCCUGCUGUGUGUGCUGGCCAUGGGGCUGUGCCUGGCUCAGCACUGGUCCUAUGGCCUCCAGCCAGGAGGCAAGAGGAGCACCCAGGUCCUGCUGGGACCAUUGCAGGAGGUUGCAAAUGAAAUGGAAAAAUUAGAGGAGGUGCAGCAGAAUGAGUGCCCAGGCUCGUACCAGGAUUCCAGGAUCAGGGAUCUGAAGGAAGCCAUGGGAGUGAAGCAGUGAAAUGAUGAGACAGGUUUCAAGCAGCACCACACUAAGAGCAUCUUGGAAAAUUCCACUGGUGCCUGCUGCUCCAAAGCUGCUCCCCAAAAAGCCAUGAGCUCCCAAUUCCUCACCUCCACCGAGUUCCUGGGGGUGCUGCCCUCGUAGGGUUUGCUUUUGGGUGGAGGGGGGGGUGGGGUGGCCAAUCCAUCAGCCUGCAAGGAGGGGAAACCUGGAAAAACACAGAGAGAGAGGAAAUAGCAAAAAAAAAAAUAAAAUAGUAAUAAGGAAAAAAUAAAGAAAUAAUUAAAAAAAAAGAACAA
Messenger RNA from Cinclus cinclus, 1349 nucleotides. It is a transcript of the gene GNRH1, whose product is annotated as gonadotropin releasing hormone 1. Gene Ontology annotation, cellular component: extracellular region. Lineage: Eukaryota; Metazoa; Chordata; Aves; Passeriformes; Cinclidae. Gene Ontology annotation, molecular function: gonadotropin hormone-releasing hormone activity. Gene Ontology annotation, biological process: multicellular organism development. The transcript has 3 exons. The record is from RefSeq and is a predicted model, not a curated record.